CAGGGAGGACAGCCCAAAGGAAGGACACACACACACAAGAGGUGGGAGUGGAGAGGGAAGGAGACAGACGCCUGAGAGAUUCGGAGAAUUCCAAUCACUGAAAGAUAUGGCGUCCGCUCAAUCAUCAUCCAGUGAAACCCUCCCACUGGACAAGCACCUGACAUGCUCCAUCUGUAUGGAUCUGUUUGUGGAUCCUGUCACCACAGCUUGUGGCCACUCCUUUUGUAAGGGAUGUCUGGACCGCAGCUUCAACUGCAAUGACAGGAUUUGCCCCCUGUGCAAGCAGCAUCAGAGUAAAAUCCCAGAGGUGAACAUCACCCUGAGAAGCAUUGUUGAAGAGAUGAACAAGACCCUGGUAGAAGACGAUGAGAAGUUCACUGGGGCACCUGGCGAAGUGCCCUGUGACAUUUGCGUAGAGCGAAAGCUGAAGGCUAAGAAGUCAUGUCUGGUCUGUCUCGCCUCGUAUUGUUCAACCCACCUGGAGAAUCACUCGUCGACUCAAAGGUUGAAGGGCCACAAGUUGGUGGAACCAGUGGAUAACCUGGAUGAGAGGGCCUGUCUGAAGCAUGGACGACCUUUGGAGCUUUACAGCAGGAAGAAGGAGAGAUGCAUUUGUGUACGCUGUAUGGAGGAAGAUCAGGAGGAAGUUGUUUCUACUGAAGACGAAUGGGGCAAGAAGAAGGCCAAGCUUGAAAAUACAAAGGAAGAGUUACAAGAGAAAAUUGAGAAGAGAAAAGCACGGGUGGAUGAAAUUGAUAGAUUACUGACGAUCUGCAAGGAGCAGUUGGAGAGUGAGUGGUGGGAUAUUGAUGAUGUGUUCACAGCUGUACUUGCCAUUGUAGAGGAGGCUCAUGCGGCAGCUCAAAAGCCACUAAAGGACAGGAGGGAGGCUCUGGAGAAAGAGGCAAAACACAUCAAUACAAAGCUGGAAGCAGAGAUCAACAGGCUUGAGAAAGCCAUCUCUGAGCUGGACGAUAUAUCUGCACUUGAGGAUCACAUCCUUUUCCUUCAGAGUUACCCAUCUCUUCAAGACCUGGACAGCAUUAAAGACUCCACAGACCUGGAGUUUGACACAUCUCUGACAUUUGGCACCAUGAGAAAGACCACAACAGCCAUGAUGGAACGAAUUCAACAGGACCUAGAGAAGCUGACCGCCAUCGAACUUCAAAGAGUUCCAGAGUUUACAGUGGAUGUAAAGUUGGAUCCAACCACAGCGCACCGACACCUCGUUCUUUCUGAUGAUGGGAAGGAAGUGAAAGAUGGAGGAGAGGACCAGGAAGUAGAUGAAACUCCAGAGAGGUUUGAUUUGUUUGCCAGCAUCCUGGGGCUCAACAGGUUGACCUCUGGGAAGUCAUACUGGGAGGUGGACGUCAGCGACAAGACCGGAUGGGACUUGGGUGUGGCAAGAGGCGACGCAAACCGCACAGGGAAGCUUUUGCUGAACACAAAAAAUGGUUACUGGGUCACAGUACAUUAUGAAGGUGAUAAGUACGCAGCCUUAACAGUGCCACCAGUUUGUCUUUCUCUAAAAGACAAACCUAAAAAAGUUGGUGUGUUCGUGGACUACGAGGAAGGUCUCGUGUCCUUCUACGACAUGACGGCUGAAUCUCACAUCUACUCUUUCACUGAGUGUUCGUUCGGUGAUGAGCUCCUCCCGUACUUCAGUCCACAUGUAAAGCAAGAUGAGAAAAACUCUGAUCCUUUGAUUAUUUCUGCUGUGACACAUCGUGAGCAAGACGUGAUAUGCCGUGAAGAAUGUGCGAGUUUGUGUUCAGCUGAAUUAGAUUUACAUUUUAUUCUGUUCCAUGUUCAGGUGAAUAAAUCAGUCAGGGAGCGUCCACCUAUUCCACCCAAGGUGAAGGUGCCUCCGACAUUCCCAGCACCAGCAGUUCGACCAAAGGAACAGCGCAGGGAAGUUCAAACAUUAUCACAGGCAAAUUCAGCGAAUUCUGCAGCAGCUGAGGGCACAGCUAAGAAGGAUCCCAAACCAUUGUGUGAGGCUGCGCAGCCUGGUUUUUACACUGGCAUGAAGGUGAAGGAACUGACCCAGAUGUUUUCAGGGACCACAACCCAGGGAACAGCAGUCCGACCAAAGAAGAAACAAGGGGAGGAACAGAAAGUAUUACAGGAGCUUUCAGAAGCCGUCAAAGCGAAAGUAACAGCAGUCCAACCGAAGGAGAAAGACAAAGAGGAUCCACAGAAUAAAGCAGAUUCAACAAAUGCAAACACCCAAAUGAAUUCUGCUUCUGCAGAAACCACAACUGCAGAGGAUCAUGACACAGAUUUCUCUGGUCUGAAGGUGAAGGAACUGGCCCUGAUGUUUUCAGCUGCCACAACUAAGGAAACUGCAGUCCGACCGAAGAUGAAACACAGAGAGGAACAAAAGCCAUCACAGGUACCGGACAGAACCCGAGCUGACAUAAAGCACAAAAUCCAGAUGAGAGAACAAAAUGUGACUCAAGGCAACUCAUCUGUAAAAGCCCCUGAGUCUUUACAGGGCAGUUUGGAUGCUGAAUGGCUGGAGAUCAACAGUGUGCUCUCAGAGGUGGUGAGAGCUGCAGAGGAUGCUCAGGAGAAGUUCCUUUACCUUUCAUUGUACUCUCUGAGGACGACAACAACAACAAUGAUGGAACAAAUUCACCAGAAAAUGGAAAAAAUCUCCUCUAUUGAGCUGAAAUGGAUUUCCAAGUUUGCAGUGGAUGUAAGGCUGGACCCGAGCACUGCACACAGAUGCUUUGUUUCUGCAGAUGGGAAGAAAGUGAGUGGCACAGAAGUGAAACCGGAUGCUCACGGGAGGUUUGGCGACGUCCUGGGACUCAACAGGUUGUCUUCUGGGAAGUCAUACUGGGAAGUUGUUGUCAGCAGCAGGUCAGGGUGGAAUCUGGGUGUUGUGAGAGGUGACGUAAACCACAAGGGGAAACUCUUGCUAAACCCAGGCAACGGUUACUGGGUGACCGAAUAUCAUGACAACAAGUACGCAGCCCUAACAGCUCCACCAGUUCGUCUUUCCCUGAAAGCGAAACCACAAAAGGUUGGGGUGUUUGUGGAUUACGAGGAAGGUCUCGUGUCCUUCUACGAUGUGCCGGCUCGAUCUCACAUCUACUCGUUUACCGAGUGUCGGUUCACCGGAGAAAUCUACCCCUAUUUCAGUUUGUACCCUAAAGAAAAUGGUGAGAGCGCUGAUCCUCUGAUUAUCUCAGCUGUGAAAUAUUUGUAAUUAUGUGUGUUAACAUGAGUGUGUGUGGGAAAUGCACUCCUGCAGCUUCUUUCAGCGUCAGUGAUUUAUGGUUAAUGUUAGCUUCACUAGCAAGGACCACACCUCAAUAGGAAAUCAUUUUGAUAAUUUAUUGACGUGAAUGUAAAUUUGGUAUAAACAUUGAUGUUGAAUUAUUGUGGGAUGGAUUGUUGAGUGCGGUGUGAGGAAGCUUCGGUGGGAAUCCGCCGUGGCUCCCAGGCACGACAGACCCCCUAGGACCCUACGGAGAGAGGGAGGAAAAGGAAAGAGGUCGAGGGGGGGGGGGUGCAGAAUAACGAGAACGAAAGGGGAAGAGGCGCAGUUGAGGUGCGGUAGAGGUGUGGUCCUGCUCCUGAAAUUCUGCUAUAUAGCUUCACAUUUUGUCAAAGGGGACACACGGGAGACUAAAAUAAUUAAUGAAAGUCAAUGAUGACAAAAAAAAAUUCAAAAAUUCUGUUUGAGGUUACAGUUGGGUGUAAAAUCUCUUAAAGGCUUAAUUUUGAGGUUACGGCAAAGAGCACGCUCAUAAACAACUUUUGUCAAUACAGAUUUUCUAGCUUAUCCAAAACGUGAGGAGACAACUCAGUGUGAGCUGCUGGAAACUUGCAUCAGGCACACAAACACUGUUUGAUGCAGACGCCUAGUUAGGGACCGCCCCCCGGGUGAAAUGCCAAGUUUUUAGGGAGCCUGGAGAAGAUAAACGUUAUCCCUUUUCGAAAGUGCAAGUAUGCAUCUGUUUGAAAAGAUACAUUUUUACGAAUAACAGUUUCCUUUUAUUCUUUAUUUCUUUAUUGUAAUCUCUAUUUGCUACUCUAACUGCUGCUCUCCCUAAAGUGCAACUCAAACUUACAUGUGGUAAAAGGACAUAACCAGCUUGCAUUUUAUUUUAUUAUUAUUUUUUAGGCAGGCUAAUGAUUAAGGGUAUGUUCAUAAGAAAGUAUAAAAAAAAGAGCUUGUUCAUUAAAAAAAUAAAUAAAAAACUUAAGCCCCCAGUGUCCUUAAAUCCUAGAUAUGACCCUGUUGUCCAGUAAUAAUAAUAAUACGUAUCAUCUUUGCAAAUUAGACAUUUUCCAAGUGGUACUUUUAGCUUACUUUUGUUGCUUUAAGUGCACUUUGAUGUUGAUAAUUUUGGCAUUUUGAAUGCAGGACUUUACUUUUUAUUUUGACCUUUGAAACCUGAAGUGACAUCACUUUUCUUGUGCUGCUUUCAGAUGCCUGCCACAAGUAUUUAAAACUUUGAGAAAUUUCUGUUUUCCUUCUUCAAUGUUUACGAUUUGUGUUAAAAACAUGGAAAAAAAGCAAAGAGUAACUUCAAAGUCCACAAAUUGCAAGAAGUACUUUGGUUUGUAAAAUCAUUUAGAAAAAGCUCAAGAAAUCAUUUAGGGAAAAAGAAAAAAAAGCUAGGGGAAAAUGAAUGAUGAUAUCACAUAUUUGUUGUGGAAGUAUUAUUAUUAUUGUUAAUAAACAUAUUUUC
Messenger RNA from Plectropomus leopardus (leopard coralgrouper), 4709 nucleotides. Lineage: Eukaryota; Metazoa; Chordata; Actinopteri; Perciformes; Serranidae. The record is from RefSeq and is a predicted model, not a curated record.